AUGGAACCAUCUCUCUGCACGCCGCACGCCACGGUGACCGCAGCAAAUGCCGCUCCGCUAUCCGUGCGCCACCGCGGCGCGCACAGGGUUCGCGGCGCCGUGCGCGCCCACCGCCACCUCCAGGGGACGGCGGCGCGGGAGCCGGGAGAUCCGCACCAGAACAAGCAGGCGGUCCCGGCGAAGGGACGAGGCCCGACGGCGCUGCCCAACGCCGCGCUGAGGGUGGGCGCCGGCGUGACGCUGGCGCUCGCGCUGGGCGGCGUCUCGUGGACGGCGCGCGGCGGGAGCGCCGGCCCCGGCCCCGUCACGCAGACGGCCAUGGUGUGCGCCCUCAAUGCCGUCACCGACGCCGCGCUCCGCGCCUCCACGGAGCAGCGCGGCGCGGCGACCAUGAAGACCAGCGUGGACGCGCUCUCGGACUCGCUGUUCCGGCGCGAGGACUCGCCCCGGGACCGCGCCACGCUCAUGGACCUCGUCUUUGAGCAAGUCACCAAAGAGCAUAUCACCGACAGGGGGAAGCUGACGAGCCUGCUGCAGAAGGAGUUCUCGGCUUCCCGCGACUCGGAAAGGAAGCUUGACCUCGGGUUGCUGCUCACUGACGUUCUGAUCAACCAGAGAGACUGGCAGAGGGCGAAAGAAGUUUGCCAGCAGCUUACAGGCCGCUACCAACGUGACUCGAGGCCGUACCUUCACUUAGCUGUGAUCAACAUGAUGAUAGCAGUGGAAGCCAUGCUGUCCCCUGACACUGCCACCACCGACGACAUCGAGAAGAUGACCAAGACUGCCAUGGAUGCCUGGAAGGAGUUCAAGAACAAGAGCGAGCUAGCCAAGGGGGCAGCAGAUUCCACCGCCUGA
Miscanthus lutarioriparius is the source of this 855-nucleotide messenger RNA. Lineage: Eukaryota; Viridiplantae; Streptophyta; Magnoliopsida; Poales; Poaceae. The record is from the annotation of a GenBank genome assembly.